Molecule: messenger RNA, 3700 nt
Organism: Quercus robur (English oak)
Lineage: Eukaryota; Viridiplantae; Streptophyta; Magnoliopsida; Fagales; Fagaceae
Exons: 8
Coding region: 372-1187 (271 amino acids)
Biological process (GO): DNA repair
Cellular component (GO): nucleolus; cytoplasm
Molecular function (GO): single-stranded RNA binding; RNA endonuclease activity producing 5'-phosphomonoesters, hydrolytic mechanism
Source: RefSeq, a predicted model, not a curated record
UUGCUUAAAAAAAAAAAAAAAAAAAUUUGUAAAGUCCAAGUCCAAUCCCAACCGAUUAGACCAAGGAUAAAAAAACCAAGUUACUCUUCACUUCCUUCUAUGGUCAUAGACUAGACUUUGGAUCUUUUCACGUUUCUCCUUGCACGACUCAUUUUGGAAACUAGUUUACGGCUUUACACAGUACAUUCGUGGUCUAGGAUUGCGUGAACCAGUGUCAGAAGUUACUAUACGAUGAGGCGAUGAGGACGAGUUUCCGUGCGUUACCAAACACAGCACAUUCUCUGGGAAUCUCCGAAUCCACGGUUCCGUGAAACAAUUUUCUCACGUUAGCGCACCCGCUGUUUGGUUACACCGAGAAUCUUAACCCGGAUAUGGAAAAAGCACCCGAAACUGGAAUCGAGGAAUCAUCAUCUCCAAACACAUCGCAAGAUGAUCACAAGCAGUGGAUCGAGGCUCAGGAUGAUCUAAAGAGAAGACUGGUAACAGAGGACGAUUUCUCAUGGAAAUUAUCGAAAGAGAAGGAGGAGGAAGAGGAAGUGUUGUUGAGAUAUGUUGGUGGGGUCGACAUAAGUUUCUCAAAGGAGGACACGUCAGUUGCUUGUGGGACCCUCGUGGUGUUGGACAUUCAAAGUCAAGACCUUCAAGUUGUGUAUCAUGAUUACUACCUUGUUACACUUACUGUUCCUUAUGUUCCUGGCUUCCUUGCUUUCCGAGAGGCGCCAGUUCUUCUAGAGCUUUUGGAGAGAAUGAAAAAGAAUGCAAGUCCAUUUUAUCCACAGGUGUUAAUGGUUGAUGGAAACGGAAUACUUCAUCCUCGAGGUUUUGGCUUGGCUUGCCAUCUAGGUGUUUUGGCUGACCUCCCUACAAUUGGGAUUGGAAAGAAUCUGCAUCAUGUGGAUGGUCUUACUUAUUCUGGAGUGAGACAACUACUAGAAAACAAAGAAAAUUACACUGAAAAUUUUAUUACUUUGAGUGGAUGCUCCGGGAAAAUAUGGGGAGUGGCAAUGAGAUCCACAAAGGGCUCCUUGAAGCCUAUAUUUAUUUCUGUUGGUCAUCGUGUAUCACUUGAUACUGCAAUCACAAUUGUUAAAAUGACUUGCAAGUAUCGCGUGCCAGAGCCUACCCGGCAGGCUGAUAUUAGGUCAAGAGAAUACUUGCGUAAGCAUCAAACGGGCAUGUCAGAAUGAUGCAACAUCAUGGAUCUGCACUCAAUAGACUGGAGUUGUGGGUACACCUUCUAGAUUAUAAAGUAGACAUGCCAGGGAAAUACUUGACUUGCACAUUACAAAUUUAAAUGACAAGAAGGUUGGUACUUUUAUUCAUUUAAAUGGAAACUGGAGAGAGUUGAAAAGGCACCAUCUUGUUGAAAGGUUCUAUACAUCUGACCUUUCACAAGGCAUUUCUUUUUUCAUUUUUAUAUGGGAUAUAAAUAUAUUUGCACUACCAACAUAUGCUAUAUUGAAAUUGGCACAUAUGCUAAGUGAUGCUGCUAAAGAAGAUUAAUUUGUUGCUACUUCACAAUUUUGUCCAUUGAAGAUUUUUUGUAUAUGAUCAAUGUGCGAAGUCUAACUGAAUCAAGAGUCGUAUGGUUUGAAAGGUCUAGUUAUUAUAUCUAUUCUAGGGUUAAAAUAGUUUUUAAUUUGGGUUUUUGUUUUACAAGUUAUAGCUAGUUUUCUUAUCAAUGGCAAAACUGUAAUUUCAUCAACUUCUGUGAAUAACGGUCUGUGGUAAUUGAGUUAAGUCUAGAAUUUUGUAGGAGACUUAAGUGUUUUAGGUAUAUUUCUUUGAUUCCAAGUUAGUCAUUUAUUUCCUUAUCAGGCUUUGGACAAAGUUUUCCUCCAAUCCGGUUUGGGGCAAUCUCCUCCAACCCAUUACAUAGCGACUCAUAAAGACAUCCACAUGUAUUAUUUAAAAAGUCACAUGAAUCAUUAAAUAGGUCAUGUAACUAAAAGUAUACAUGUAUGUUUUUCUCAAUUACCAUGUAGUGGGUUGAAGGAGUUUUCCUCCAAAUUGGUUUGCAAGUAUGCUUUUUCCAUAGGUUUUUAUUUUAGUAGAAUUUGGAUUUCUAAUACUACUAUUACAAGAAAGAAUCUUUAUAUUUAUGCUCAAUUUACUCAAAGAAUUCAUGGAUUUGAUUAAUAGAAACAUUGAGCGUUUUGAGUAUUGAGGUACAUUGACCUUAGUGUAUUACCUUUUCCUUUUCACUCCUCGCUUUCUCUUCUUCUUUGUCACUAUCACUAUUUAUGGUUUUGUUUAUGUGCACUAUUCACAAUAUUGUUCACUUGUACUUGUUACUCUACUUUUAACAACUUAUGGACAAAUUCAAUCUCAGUUUCUUAUUACCUCUUUUACAGCCCGAAAUCAAAAUUUUCCUUUUCCUACCAAACCUUAGUCAUUCUUCGAAUGGCCUUAAGGCAAGUGGCACCUCCAGGUCCUCCCCCCAAUAAGUAUGGGACGAUGGGAAAUAGUGGAUGUUUAAAUACCCUCAGGUGCCUGAGUAUAUUAUCUAGCAAAAAAAAAAACCAUUAGUUUUCCUAAACCUAAGCCCAGUACAAGCAUACCUAAAAUCAGCACAGAACAUAUUCAAAGUCCCUCCCAUCCCCCCUCCCUCAAGAUUUUGAAGUAACCAAGAAGAUUUUGCAACCAUUGAAUGAAAGGUUUUGUUUUUAAUUGAAGCAAAUCUGGAAGAACUGUCUACUAUUCUAGAAACUUAUAUAAGCUAUCAGGUGCUAUUUUGGCCACAAAUCUUGAUUGAUUACUGUUUCAACAAGAUUUGUGUGUAAUCAUUUUUUAGCAUAGAUUUGUGUGUCUGGUUUAAUCCUUCAUUAAAUUUAUAAUUGUAAUGCAUGAAGGGCCUGCCUACAGAUGAAAAAGGUUCAGUCUAAACCCUGCCAAAUUAGACAUUAUGAAUGCCAGCGGCAGUAUCAAAGCAGAAGGGACUAGGGGCAAAGAGGUAAAGAGAGCACCACAAAAUAGACUACCUCGGUGUCAAGUCUUCAAGGCGUACUUUCUGGUGGAACCAUUACAGCAAUGCUAAAGAUCGAACAUCAUGACUUCUAUAUGAGGCAUGAAUUCUAUGCCAAUGAACUAUGAGCCCUGGUUCAUUUCCUGAGCUGCUGCAUCAAGUUUUAGCUGCAAAUCAAGGUUGGUGAGUUUGUCCAAGGCAGCAUAAUUUUUGAGCACCAAGAUGGUCUUCACCUUGAAAUAUUUGGUCUUCUCACCUGGCACUGUGGGCGCGAUGAGCUCAGUGAGUCUUUAUUGAUGAUCUUGCCUACCUACACUCCUUGACAUAUCAUUCAUUUAUAAUGACAUGCUAAACCUACUAGUCAUUUUCUUCUUCAAAUUUUGACGCUUGAAUCUGGCUCUGGAAUUUUUUGGUUGGUUGAGUUCUUCAAGGAGGGUUAUCUCAAUUUGGAAUGGUACUGUUCCAGUGAGCAAAUUGACUAGGGUGGCAUUGUUAGUAUUGGCUUAAUUAUAGUAGGUAUACGGACCCCAUUGAUUUUGUUAUGUUUCUUUUAUGGAGUAUGCUGAGGAUGUAUUGAUGACUGUAUGGAUUACGGUGAGGGAAUGUUGAUGGAAUGGAAGUGUAUAUCUAGUUCUUUAAGGUUGACUGUACUUGUUUUGGGGGUGAACUUGAGGUAUACACUUAUAAGACCUUCAAAAGAACAAUAUUAUGAAAAUACUUUGUUUCUGAAACUAA